UUGUGCGACAUUUCCGGUAGUAAGGUUGGCCAACCUGAUCGGAGUGCAUUGAGCAGAGCAGCGCUGCCAUCUUUGUCUUGUCGAUUUGGCUUGGCGCCUUUCCUGUAUUGGUUGUUCAGUAGUGGUGAUAGUGUGUUACACGUUUCAAAAUGGCUGGUGGUAAAGCGGGUAAAGAUUCAGGCAAAGCCAAGGCGAAAGCAGUAUCCAGGUCAGCGAGGGCGGGAUUGCAGUUCCCUGUCGGAAGAAUUCACAGGCAUCUUAAAAAUAGGACGACAAGCCAUGGGCGUGUUGGGGCUACAGCGGCUGUAUACUCCGCAGCUAUUCUCGAAUAUCUUACUGCCGAGGUUUUAGAGUUAGCGGGGAACGCAUCCAAAGAUCUCAAAGUAAAGCGUAUCACACCGAGACAUCUCCAGCUGGCCAUCCGAGGAGAUGAGGAACUUGACAGUCUGAUCAAAGCCACCAUCGCAGGAGGAGGUGUCAUCCCACAUAUUCACAAAUCGCUCAUCGGUAAAAAAGGUGGCCCGGGGGCACCAGUUUAAUCAAGGUUAACUACAGGCUACAACAUUCUCACUGCAUUUGACCCGGACACAAUCAGCAAUGUAUAAUGAAUCAGCCAAUUGGUAAACAUAGUUUUCUAUAUAGGUAGUGAUGUGGACUCUUGACAGUGGAGUGACUUCUCUAUAAACUGGUGAUCCGGACUAAAUAAACACUAGAUAUAAGAACUAGACAUAUUUUUAGCAAUAAGGAGAUUUAAAUAUGAUUACUGAUUAGAGUUAAGAUUUACUUUUUGGUUCAUGAUGAGAAAUAAUAGACAUGUUUAUUUCGCUAGACUCUGUGUUCAUUUCGAUUCAGCUGAUUUUAAAAUUGUUGCACUGGCAGUUUAAUUUUUGUAAGGUGGUUUACCUCAAUAGCUGCAGUGCUAUAAUUUUACAUGUUAGAUUAGAACUAAUUUGCAAUUGUUUUAGCUCUAAGCUGUCAAAGUAUAAUUUGCAACAUUUUGUAUUUUUUUAAGUGGUAUAAUAUUGUUCUAAAAUUAAUUUGGUAUGAUUGAACUGUUACAAGUUGUAAGAAAGUGUAUUUUGAUCUUUGAAAUAUAUUGAGAAAAAACUUAAGUUUGUUUAAUCUAAAA
This is a messenger RNA of Maniola jurtina (meadow brown), 1129 nucleotides long. RefSeq names its product histone H2A.V (gene His2Av). The transcript has 5 exons. Gene Ontology annotation, molecular function: structural constituent of chromatin; protein heterodimerization activity; DNA binding. The record is from RefSeq and is a predicted model, not a curated record. Gene Ontology annotation, cellular component: nucleosome. The coding region runs from base 150 to 539 and encodes 129 amino acids. Lineage: Eukaryota; Metazoa; Arthropoda; Insecta; Lepidoptera; Nymphalidae.